Messenger RNA from Linum tenue, 1632 nucleotides. NCBI's taxonomy places the organism in Eukaryota, Viridiplantae, Streptophyta, Magnoliopsida, Malpighiales, Linaceae. The record is from the annotation of a GenBank genome assembly.
AUGUUGUAUGUUCUCGAUGAAGACUUGUGUUAUUUUGGAGGUGAAGUUAAAUAUCUGGACUGGAUAGAUCCAGAUUCCUUAUCUUUAUUUGAAAUGGAUGGAUAUCUUGUUGAGUUUGGCUUCUCAGAAAGUGUCAGAAUGAUGGAGGAAUAUAGGCUGAAGAAUGGUUGGGCAUACUAUUGGAGACUACCAGGAGAACGACUGAAGGAAGGGCUACAAGAAUUGAGAAGUGACAAAGACAUUAUGGACAUGGCUGCAAAGGUUAUUCAAGUCUCUAAGUUUGUUGAGGUUUACCUGAUCAAUACAGAAGAAUUGACUAAAGCUAACCUAGAAGCAGACAAAGGAGAAAAUGAAAUAGAAGUUGGCAGAGACAUUCUCCAAAGCCCACUUGAAGUACCACAUGAUAUGGCAGAGGCAUUCUCCCACAACAAUGGAACUGAUGGUGGCAUUGAUGGUGGCAGCAGGGGAAUGAAUGAGGCAGAAUAUGAUUUGCCCUGCCAAAACAAUGUAGGGGAGGCUGAAAGAGAAGGUCACAGCAUGGAAGUUGAAAUUAAUAUUGAUGACAAUGUGGAGAGUGAUCUUGAACGAGGUUUGGCUGCUGAUUUUGAGGCCAGUGAUGGAAAUAUGGAGUGGCAAAGCAGUGAUGGGGUGGGUGGCAACCAUGACAUGUAUAUUGAUGAUGUAUUUGAGGUUCCUGAAGAGGAUGAAGCAUAUGAUUCCGAUUACCUAGGCAGCGUCCAUUCAGAUGAAGAAGACGAACUGCAAAGGGUUCCAACACGUCCAAGGUACCCUGAGUUCAAUCCAGAGAAAGACAUGAAUGAUCCCCAGUUCUGUCUGCACCAAAUUUUCAGGGAUAAAGACACUUUCAAGGAUGCUGUGAAGAAAUACUCUAUCAACAGCAAACAACCACUCAAGUUUAAGCAUAGUGACAGUAAACGAGUUCAAGUUGUAUGCCAACCAGGAUGUCCAUGGAACAUAUGGGUAGCCCCAACUAAUGAUGGAAAGGCAGUUCAGAUAAGAUCAUGUUGUCUAAGGCAUGAGGGUUGUGUCUUGGUGUUCAAGAACACAUUUGGGGAUGCUAAUUUCAUCGCCAAAAGAUACAUACAGAGGUUUCAGGCUGAUCCGGAUUGGGGAGCUGCAUCAAUUAUGCAAACAGUUGCAGAAGACUAUAAUUGGACUAUUUCAAGGUGGAAGGCAUGGAGGACUAAACGACUUGCAAAGGAUCUUAUAAGAGGCAAUGCUAAGACCCAAUAUCAUAAGCUGCAGGACUAUUGUGCUCAAGUUCGUAGGACAAGUCCCGGUUCAACCUGUUAUGUGGAAACAACUGAAAAUUCCAAUGUCUUCAAGAGAAUGUAUUGUUGUUUAGAACCUUGUAAGAAGGGGGCUGCUUUCUGUAGAAAGGUAAUUCUGCUUGACAGAUGUUUUAUGAAGACAAAAUAUGGAGGACAAUUACUGUCUGCAGUUAGUAUAGAUGGGAAUGGAGGGAGUUUUCCUUUGGCAUAUGCUGCAGUCAAAGUUGAGAAUGGAGACAACUGGACCUGGUUCUUAAACCAGUUGUGUCUUGAUAUCUUCAAAGAUCCAGGAUUGUGGACAUUCAUGUCAGAUAAGCAAAAAGUAAUGAUGUUUACUUAG